AUGUAUAUUAUGUUUGCACACACUGAGCAGUUUGAAGAUGUCUGGGGAGCUGAAGAUGCAAUCACAGCUCAAGAUGGCUAUAACUUUGAUGUUGAGCUUGUUGUGAAGGGUGAUCUUGUUCAUAUGAUCAGUGUAGUUAUGCUAGUGGAGGUGGAGGAAGAUAUGGUGUUUCAAAUCGUCCUGAUUUCCGAGAAUCACAUGCUCAAAGCAAGAGAUGAUUAUUUUGCAGAAGGUUUUCAUGAUGGUGAUGGAGCAACUAGUGUUGUUGACGACACUAAUGAUGAGGACAUGAAAAAUGAUAUUCGACAACUCGAUGAUACUGAAUUUCGGAAUCCUUUUACAAGAGGAAGAGUUAUGAGGGCAGUCCUUGUGGGGGUCAGAGCUAGAGUAGAAGUCGCAGCAGAAUUACCUUUAUGCAGCAAGUCUCUACCAAAAUCUGUGUACAAAUCUAGAUCUGCAUCAAGAUCUAGACCAGUAUCUCCUGUUUGCUUAUCCAGUGGAUAUAUGGGUAAGGCUGAGUGCAUGCGAGGAUGA
Molecule: messenger RNA, 534 nt
Organism: Dovyalis caffra
Lineage: Eukaryota; Viridiplantae; Streptophyta; Magnoliopsida; Malpighiales; Salicaceae
Source: the annotation of a GenBank genome assembly